Apis cerana (Asiatic honeybee) is the source of this 4932-nucleotide messenger RNA. Its product is annotated as mucin-2. The record is from RefSeq and is a predicted model, not a curated record. NCBI's taxonomy places the organism in Eukaryota, Metazoa, Arthropoda, Insecta, Hymenoptera, Apidae.
CGAAGAUGAUACAGGUCUUAUCGAUGCUGGACCAAUAAUGUCGCGUACGAACAUGAUCGCGCGAUCCAUGGUUCACCAUUUCCUCGGCGGAUGAAGUGAAAGCCAUGAUCGAGGCUGGAGUAGAAUGUAAAGAAGUCGAUGUGAUUCGAGAGAGGGAAACCGCUUUGCUGUCCAGUUACUCCAAGGCAAGCUGAAAGGAAUGUUGAGCGGUGUGCAUCGCAACGCCAACGAGUUCUCUCACACUGAACAUCUCUAAUCAACGUCAACAUCACGACGCGCCAUUGAUUGAAAAUUCAUGCUUUGACGGAGAAUGAAAUCAAAUUGAAUAUGAUGCCGCCGAGGUACAUUAUUAUCGCAAUAUCUCUAAUAUAUGUUACAGAAUGCGCGACCCAAGUUUACAAGAGUCAAUCGGUCGAGACUGCAGUAGUGGUCAAACCGGCAGUCGCGAACGAUGACUUUAUUACACAAACCGUCUACGGAUUCUUGGAUUUUACUACCACUAUUGGGAAUACCGUGAUGGUGUUCAGCCCGCAAAGCGCGCCAUCAGCCGGUGAAAAGGAAAAGAAAAGCACCGUAUCGAUUAUCCAAACGAAGCCGAGCGAAACGAAGGAAAAAGUGGCCCCCGCUAUUCAACCAAGCAAGACGUACAAGACUAAUACCGAGGAAGAAACGAAAAAGCAAGUUAAAGGAACGAAGGUUGUUGUGAAUUCAGUGAUCGAACAGAACGUGAUUAAUUCCUCCGAGGAUAAUGGGUCGAGAAGUGUAAAAGAUCAAGAGCCGAAGACUCAAACUCAAGCGAUGACGAAGAGUCCUGUGGUGUCCUCGCAAGUGCAGGUAAAGUCGAAGGAUGAGGCGCCUGUGAUUAAGAACAAUCUUGCAGAACCCGAAUACGAUUUCCUCUCGAAGCAACCUACGGAAAUAGUCGACGAGACGUACAAGUUGAUCAAUUUGAGGCCAUCAUCAAAAGCUCACGGGAAACCGAGGCCGACUGGUCGUCGGGAGAAGGAGAAUCCAACUGGGCUGGUCACGAAGCUCGGUGGAACUAUCGUUAAAGACGGACUGACUACUGUUCACGAAACAAGCGUGAUCGGCACUUACAUAAAUGGGAAAUACGCCCAGGUUCUUCAGAGCUCGUCGAGAAUACUUUCUGGCACGCCGCCCGUUCCAGAAGGCAAAAUCCGUCCCUCGAGCACGCAACGUAUCCUGAAGACUAUCGGGCCCCAACAGGGAAAGCUGAAACCGCAACUGGAGCCCACACCAACCCAUCAACAAGAAGAAUCAUCCUUACCUCUCGAAGUUUUGUUUAGCGCUCCGGCUGGUUCCACGGUAAGAAGCACUCGAAAAAAUUCAACUCCAAAUUCAUCGCGGCCAAAAUUCCGGAACAAGAUUAACGAUGAUUACGAGAACAGUGGGGAAGUGCAAAAAUCGAAGCUGAGCAAGAAUCGUAGCAGCACGACUUCAAGGCCAAGUUACAAAAAUCGAAAUCCUCCGACAACGACCACCGAGCCGCCCAUCACUCGCCGCCGCACAGGUUUUCGACCCAACAAUCAACCGAGUUUGCCCUCGAAGCAGAUUAACAAAAGUAAGAAUGACCAGCAGCCAAUCGCUUCGAACCCUUUGCCGAAACCAAAGUUGCCAAGAACACAGGGCCGUUGGUCCUACAAGACGACGCCCAAACCGAGGAUAGCUAUUCGAAAGCAAGUGGAUAUCGAGGAGGAUCAACGAAGCUCGAUGUCCGUCGAAACUAGCACGACCGAGGCUCCGUCUGGCGUGGAUGAAGGGAAGACUACCGCCGCGUCCUCGCUCCCCUCGUCGACAACGUCCACCACGGUGACGAGCGGCCAAACGGUUAACGGUCAGAGAAAAAUUCAAGAGGUGGGGAACGACGACGAGUUGGACCCGAGCGAAAGCGAGGACGUGGCCAGCGUGAGCGUUCAGGAUCAACAUUCCGAGCAACAAAUUUUACCGAUCGAAACGAUCAACGUCGAGAUCUCGACGGCCGCUGAUAUGAACAACGUGUAUUUCGAAAUUGCCACUAUUAAAUCGCCGUACACAUUCCAGGUUGGAACGUUGAGGAAUACCCGUUACGUGACGGUUACCUCGACGAUGAAGAAAUCAUUUUCAACGAUCGAUCCGUCCACAACUAUAUCCCCGACGGAACCAUUGACCGAAAAUUUGCUCGCGAAUACGGGAGCUGCGUACGAAACGACGUUGCCGUUGGACUCGGCUGUGGCAACUCUUCCAGCGAUAUCUUUGGAAACCGGACAAGCGACGCCACCUUUAGAGACAUUGACCGAAACAUUCUCCACGACUCAAACGUUGCUCAAAACUCACCUGCUCCCGGUCGUUUCCGGCAACAACACAACCAAGAUCACUCUCGUUCAAACGUACAACAUAGCGCGAGUUGUCACUGCAACGAAGACAUUGCCGCCCAUGGACAUCUACCAAUUCAUCCCGAGCAAAGCGUUGAACGAGUUCAACUCGAAACUGGACGAAGCAGGUAGCGAGCUUCAUUUAGAAUUGGAUGUCGGUGACGAGGAGAGAGACGACGACGAUAUUCCUAAAAGAGUGGUCGCUCCUAGCAACGAAAUGGACGCGGAUUUGGAACCGUUCAAAUCGAUUUCCUCGUCGAAAGUGAAACCCAUGGAGACGCAGAGCGCCUCCAUAGAAUCCCAAUUGACUCCAGAUCAAUUGGCUCUAUUGAAAUAUUUCGGUCAACAGCAACCGCAGGUGAUCACUACGUCGCGACCAAUCGUCGUCCUCGAAACUCUCUACGAGUCCCACGUGAUCCCUGUGGUGAAUAACGGAAACACGAUAUACUCGACGUUGUCGAGGCCGGUCGGGACCGUGCCGCGCACCUCCUACGAAUACGGGACGUCCACCAUCGCGCCUGUUUUAACGCCCCAAUUGCCACCACAAUUGCCCCACCAAUUGCCACUGUUUCCCCAGCAACCUCAGUUCACUGUGACCAGCGCUCCGCUCGUAACCCAAACUCUCGCAACUCUCUCCGAUUCGAAGGUGUUGAAACUCACUUUCGGGGCGAAGACCGCUUAUACCACGUUAUUCUCGAGCAGAGUGGUCCCCACCGAAAUCACCACCUACGUUACGACAACCGUGCCUGUUCAACCGACGGUCGCACCUUUCCCUGGAUAUUAUCCACCGCCUGUCGGCUAUCCACCUUUCCCAUUCGUGGGAUAAAGUUUCAUGCAGGUUCGCGCUUCAACGUGCGGAGAAAUACACGAAUGAAGAAAUAAUAGGGAAUGUUAUUUUCCGAAUGUUUUUGUUUUUGUGGAGGGGGAAGGAGAAAAAAAAAGAACGUUUAGAUCGGAUAAAUCAUCGAUAGAAGGUGAUCGGGGGAGGGGAAAAAAAUAAAUAAAUAAAACGACGAUAUUAACGACAACUUUAUACGGAUACGUAUAGAAAUUGUAGGGGAGAAAUUAUUAUUCGAUCGGUCAAUUUCUCAAUUUUUGUGUGACCAAGAUGAUAUUUGAUAAUUACUUGGCGUAAUAUUAUUUAAGAUAUUUAAAAUCUAGCGUUUAACGUACGUAAUACGUAAGGUACAAGUUAUUCUCGGAGGAAUAAAGAUUUCUCACGUGCUAAUCGAAAUACAGCUCUUUACAGAUCUGUAAUAUAUUUUUUAAGAUUCGUUUACGUUUAUAUUCAUGGAUUAUAAUGCGACAUGCAACAAAUCAUUUGCGAUAAGACGAAGUUCAAGUUUUGGAAUCAAAUUUAAAGGUAAUAAAAAUAUGAUCUUUUUUUUUUUUAAUAAAAGAUAGAAUAAUAAAAUAUUUCUUAAUAGUGUCAUACGUUUACAAAGACUGAUUAAUUUUAAAGAAAACUAUAUGUGUUUGAACAGAACUAUAUGUGUUUAUAUAUGUAUUAAAUAUGCGUAUUAUGAUUAUUCAAAAAAAGUAUGUAUAACAAUUUUUCUUCUUAAAUUAAUCGGAUCGUUUAUCGUGUUGCAUGCCACAUUAUAAUACGUGAGCAAUUUAAUCAAACAAAAAGAUUACAAGUUCAAACGACGUUUUAUGAUCUUUAUUAUGCGAUAUUUCAAUAUUUGUAUCUACAGAUACAUCUAUAAAUUAAAGUGCAUGACUUAAUAAGUGAAGAAUAAAUAUUAUUGAAAUGAUUAUUUGGAGAUAUUUAGAAUCGAUAUUUUUCUCAUUUUUUUUUUAUUUUGAGGCAAAAAGAAGUUUAUUUUUCGUUAAAUAUAAAUCUGCAUACUGCAAAUGAAAAUUAAGUAUUGGUUACAAAUUAAUACGAUGCUUUUAAAAAAUACAUUUUAUAAAAAUUGUAAUCAAGUCAGAAAUAAAUUAAUUAAUAUAUCAUAUUAUAUACAUUUAUACACAAUGUUCAGAAGUAUUGUAUGUAAUUUCUAGAAGAAUAACUUAAUAACGUUUUAGAUAAUGAUAUAUAAAAUUUAAUCGAUACAUAAUGUGCAAAUAUCGAAAACGAAUUAUAGUUUAGAAAAAUUAUUUUGUACGUUUAUUUGAUAUAUAGAAAUAUAUUAAUUGGCCGAUAAUGAAAACAUUGUAUAUAAAUUAACAAUUAUAGCGACUAUGAUAUUAGUAUUGUAUAUUAAAAAUUUUGUAAAUAAAGUAAAUACAUACCAAUACAUAUAUAUUUUUUGCUUUAUCAAAAACUAGAAUAUAUUUAAUUAAUAGUCGUUUUAAACGAUAUGAAAUUCUAUUUUUAUAUUUUAUAUUCAUUUAAGAAACACUAGUUGAUAAAAUAUUUAUUAUAUUAAAUAUUAUAAAAAUGUACGAACAUUGGUUAAUUGAAAAUUCCUGAAGUAAUUUCAAAAUUUUCCUUUGCAAAAACUUUGUUUUUCUCUUCUUUGUCAAUUAUUUUUCUUCUUGUCGUUCUCUCUCUCUCUCUCUCUCUCUCUCUCUCUCUCUCUCUCUCUCUCUCUCUCUCUCUCUCUCUCUCUCU